AUGUUUGCGGAGGACAUGACCUGCCUUUUUCAGCGGGCUGAAAACGAGAUACCUGAAGACGCCCCGCUGUGCAAGGCGAACCAGCACGUCGUGUAUGCAGCAUCGCGGCACCAAGAGGUCGAAGUGCAUUGCGAGGUCGAAGCAGACCCGAGCAACGUCACCUUCGAGUGGCGCUUCAACAGCACUCUCCAGCAGCGGCCCCUCAACAGCUUCUGGGUGGAGGGCACACGCAGCGUUGCCCGAUACAUCCCUCACAGCCACACCGAGUACGGCACCUUGCUCUGCACUGCAUCAAACCGCAUAGGAAAGCAGCGACAGCCGUGCCUCUUUCACGUCGUCCAGGCAGGUCCACCGGGGCCUGUGGAGAACUGCUCCAUCACGAACCAGACCGAGGGAUCUCUGCACCUUGAGUGCCAGGCUGGCUCGGACGGUCAUAUGCCAGCCCACUUCAUCCUCUCCGUGCACGAUGUGCUCACAGCCACGGUCGUCGCUAACUUCACUGCCAAUAAACCAGACUAUUGGGUUCACGACCUUCUUCCGGGUGUAGAGUACUUCCUAGUGAUAUCGUCUGUGAAUGAGCGGGGCCGGAGUCCUGAGCUAACCAUUCUGCCUCCGAUUAUGCCUCUAGUGGGCAAACUCACCAUGUCAGGCAGUAAAGCUAAAAUCUACUCCAACGUCUUGCUAAUCGGGGUGGUCGUGUCCGUGUCGCUGCUCUGCCUGUUGCCACUCAUUGUGUUCGCGGCGAUGAAGCUGAGGAGAACUGACUUCUUCAACAAGAAUUGUGUGGCCAAGAAAGACAGCACAGAGAGUGACGCUUGCCCAUCUAUGACGACCGCCAGUCCUCAAGAGGCGAUGCAGCUGCAGAUAUCAUCGGCGUACCCAAAGGAAGACAACCAACUUUGGAUUGUUAAAAAGAGCACCGGACUAUGA
Rhipicephalus microplus (southern cattle tick) is the source of this 930-nucleotide messenger RNA. Its product is annotated as neural cell adhesion molecule 2-like. NCBI's taxonomy places the organism in Eukaryota, Metazoa, Arthropoda, Arachnida, Ixodida, Ixodidae. Gene Ontology annotation, molecular function: protein binding. The record is from RefSeq and is a predicted model, not a curated record.